Messenger RNA from Kuraishia capsulata CBS 1993, 1152 nucleotides. RefSeq lists its product as uncharacterized. The transcript has a single exon. Lineage: Eukaryota; Fungi; Ascomycota; Pichiomycetes; Pichiales; Pichiaceae. Gene Ontology annotation, biological process: positive regulation of DNA-templated transcription. The record is from RefSeq and is a predicted model, not a curated record. Gene Ontology annotation, cellular component: Set1C/COMPASS complex. The coding region runs from base 1 to 1152 and encodes 383 amino acids.
AUGUCCACAGUCGAAAACUCUCGGAAAUCCACCCCCGCCGCUGACGAGUCUAGGUCCACACCCAAACCGAAACCUCUUACAGCCAAAGCCCAGGAAACACAGGGCCUCAAACUCCUGAAACAACAGUACCAGCAGUAUUUGAAAGCACCAAAGUAUGGAAUUGACUCCGAAGAAUUGUAUUGUACUUGUCGCAAACCAGAUGAUGGAGCAUUGAUGGUGUGUUGUGAUGGGUGUGAAGGCUGGUGGCAUUUCAAGUGCAUGGAUUUGCCCAUCCAGUAUCAGCAUCUUGUGGCAGAAUUCUACUGCAAGUUUUGCGAUACACUUGAAGGAAAAGGUAAGACGAAAUGGAAGAGAAAGUGCCGAUUGCCGAGCUGCUACAAGCCUAUCAAAAUUGAUGAUGGUAAAGCCAGCAAGUAUUGUUCUUCUGAGCACGGAGUGGAAUUUUUGAGGUCUAAGCUUCAAGGAGUGGAAAAUCCCGAGGAAAUUACUCAAGCCUUGAAGAGGUCCGAGGACUUGUUGAGUUUUCAGGAUUUGGGCAAAUCGUUGCCUGCCAUCAGCGAAUUCCCAUCGGAUAUCCAAUAUAAGCUUAAUAGGCUUGAUUUGCAGGUGACAGAAUUGCAGGAUAAUCUGAAGACGUUGAGUGCUCAGCAACAGUUGCUGAAGAGAGUCAAAGACAGAACCAAGCUUAUAAGCGAUUGCAUUACAAGUCUCAAGGCCAACGAGGAUAUUUCCAAGUUCUUCAAUGACGAGCCAUUACAGCAGAGCAAGGCUAAAGGCAAGCGUAAAGCUCAGGACAUCUGCGGUUAUGAUAAACGUCUUGGAGAUCUAGGCAGUAUGAGAGAGAUGAUCUCAGAAGAGUUCAAGAGUUUAAAAGACCUAGGGUUCACGGAAGAAAAGUUCAAAUCAGAUUUUGAAAUGUAUGAGGCACUGGAGGACAACGCUGAUAUACCAGAGGACAACUACUUUGCACAGAUAUGUCUACAGGAUAAGCGUAAGUGUGCGGUACAUUACUCGUGGUUCAACAUCAUUAGUGAGAAGGUUGAGUUCAAGUUGGCGGAUGAUGAGUAUAGGGUUUCUACGUUAAAGAAGAAGAAAGACUUGGUGGUGAGAGAUGCUACGAUCCGGUAUUGGGAAGGGGAGUCAAGUAAGUGA